Messenger RNA from Mus pahari (shrew mouse), 3002 nucleotides. RefSeq names its product PBX homeobox 3 (gene Pbx3). The record is from RefSeq and is a predicted model, not a curated record. Bases 268 to 1572 code for a protein of 434 amino acids. Gene Ontology annotation, cellular component: nucleus. Lineage: Eukaryota; Metazoa; Chordata; Mammalia; Rodentia; Muridae. Gene Ontology annotation, biological process: regulation of transcription by RNA polymerase II; neuron development; animal organ morphogenesis. Gene Ontology annotation, molecular function: DNA-binding transcription factor activity, RNA polymerase II-specific; RNA polymerase II cis-regulatory region sequence-specific DNA binding. The transcript is spliced from 9 exons.
CCGCCGGCGAGCGCGCCGCUUCCGCCCGCCGCUGUCCUCAGUCUCCUCCGCGGCGGAAGCCGGAGCCGGACGCCGGUCCGCGUCCCCUCAGUCGCGGGCCGCGCCGGGCCAGGCCGCCCCCUCCCGCGCGGGCGGGGAGCGCGCGGCCGCCUCCCCCUCCCCCUCCCCCUCUUUCUUCUCCUCCCUCGCCGCCGCCGCCGCCGCCGCCGCCGCCUCCUCAGCCUUCGCCUCCGCCGCCGCCGCCCGCUCCCGCCCGCGCGCGGCGGGAUGGACGAUCAAUCCAGGAUGCUGCAGACUCUGGCCGGGGUGAACCUGGCCGGCCACUCGGUCCAGGGGGGUAUGGCUCUGCCGCCUCCCCCUCACGGCCACGAAGGGGCGGACGGCGACGGCAGGAAGCAGGACAUCGGCGACAUCCUCCACCAGAUCAUGACCAUCACCGACCAGAGCUUGGACGAGGCGCAAGCAAAGAAACAUGCUCUGAACUGUCACAGAAUGAAACCGGCGCUCUUCAGCGUCUUGUGUGAGAUCAAAGAGAAAACAGGUCUCAGCAUCAGAGGAGCCCAGGAGGAAGACCCUCCCGACCCCCAGCUAAUGAGACUGGACAAUAUGCUUUUGGCAGAAGGGGUUUCAGGUCCUGAGAAAGGUGGGGGAUCGGCGGCAGCAGCUGCAGCCGCGGCAGCCUCUGGAGGUUCUUCAGAUAACUCUAUUGAACACUCAGAUUACAGAGCCAAAUUGACCCAGAUCAGACAAAUCUAUCACACAGAACUGGAGAAAUAUGAACAGGCAUGUAAUGAAUUCACAACACAUGUGAUGAACCUUCUCCGAGAACAGAGUAGAACGCGUCCCAUUUCCCCGAAAGAGAUCGAAAGGAUGGUGGGCAUCAUCCACCGGAAAUUUAGUUCUAUUCAGAUGCAGCUCAAGCAAAGCACGUGUGAAGCGGUGAUGAUUUUGAGAUCAAGGUUCCUUGAUGCCAGACGGAAAAGGCGUAACUUCAGUAAACAGGCUACGGAAAUCUUGAAUGAAUAUUUUUACUCACACCUCAGCAACCCCUACCCCAGUGAAGAAGCCAAAGAGGAGCUGGCCAAGAAAUGCAGCAUCACAGUAUCACAGGUAUCCAACUGGUUUGGCAACAAACGAAUCAGGUACAAGAAGAACAUCGGCAAAUUUCAAGAGGAGGCCAAUCUCUAUGCUGCAAAAACAGCCGUGACAGCCGCACAUGCAGUGGCCGCAGCCGUGCAGAACAACCAGACCAACUCACCCACCACGCCAAACUCUGGUUCUUCUGGUUCUUUUAACCUCCCAAAUUCUGGGGACAUGUUCAUGAACAUGCAGAGUCUGAAUGGGGAUUCUUACCAAGGGUCCCAAGUCGGAGCCAAUGUGCAGUCACAGGUGGAUACCCUCCGUCAUGUUAUCAAUCAGACGGGAGGCUACAGUGACGGCCUUGGAGCAAACUCACUGUACAGUCCACAUAACUUAAACGCUAAUGGAGGCUGGCAGGACGCAACAACUCCAUCUUCUGUGACUUCUCCUACGGAAGGCCCGGGCAGUGUGCACUCGGAUACCUCUAACUAAUCCCCAGCGCAUUCCCAGCUGACAUGCCUUGACAAGUGCAUUUGGAGCACUAGGAGAAGGAAAGCGUUUGUAACCCACCACCUACAGCUUUACUGUAACCCUGUCUUCUUAGAGAACUCGGGAAACCUGUUUUUUAAGGAAUCAUAAUAAUUUGUAUUUAAACUUAAGACACACGUUUAAAAAGAAAGCACUUUAUCCAAUUAGGCCAAGAUGUAACAUUGUUGACACUUCUUUAACUGUUUCAUCCUAAUUUAUUAUGGGUCUUUUACAUUAAUGGUUCCACAGUUGCCAGUUCCUUGGCCUUAAGGGUAAGAAGUACCAUCUAUGCUAGACCCCAAUUAUAGAGCAGGCAAGGUUCACCCUGCCUAAGCUGAACCCUUGCGGAUUUCCAUGCAGGCUCUCAUCGUCCUUCUCAUAUCACGGAUGGGCUUGGAGGGAAGGCGAUGUCUGCCUGUCUUCUUAAGGAAGGCAUUUCAGGACUUCCCUCGCCAUGUUUGCGUUGCCAUCUCGUAUGUUGUAAUUAGGUCAAAGACUGGUGGCCUCCUUUCUCCCUCUGAAGUACCAGAGCCCGGAGUCUCCGCUAAUGAGACCAUGGAUCCAGAUCGCCCUGAGAUGAAGAUCUUGCUGCUACAGAGGUGAAAAUAAGACCUGUCUGGGGUUUGACCGUGUGCGCUGGGUGCUGCACAGACUUGUCAAGAUGUGCUCUUCCUCUGGGCAGCCUGGAAAGGCCCUGCUCUCUGGAGUGCUGUAUAUAGUGUAGCAAAAGAGUAUUUAUACAUCCCACCAAUCAAAACACAGCUUUAUUACCUCAUGCGAACUCAUACAAACCAAUAGAAUCCCAACAUGUUCUGUAGCUUAGAGCGCUCACUUACUACCUCUGAACAAUACUCACGCUGUAGUUUGUCUCUUUCUUAUCUUUUUGCAUCUUGUAAUUAACUCUUUGUUUCCCUUCACAAAAUGUAAUGUACAUUGUAAUCUUUUAAAAGAAAACUCAGGGUUGCAUUUGCAACCCUUAAAAAGCCAAGAUUGGCAACAUUGGGUCUGACUCUUAACACAGGAUCAUCCAAGCUGUUGUAAAUACUGAGAAGCGUUUUGAAUGUUCUUCAUCUUGUUACUAAUCCAUACAGAAGAAAAAGGAAAAAAAAAAAAAGAAGAAAAAAAAAAAAGGCGGGUUCUUGUGAUGCGUUCAGAUUCAGUAUUCAGCACUGUACAUUUCACCCUGUGUGGCGGGCCCUCUCUUCCUCUUUUUGUAUUGUAUGCGAUUCUGAAACUGACUGGGUCGUGACAAUAAUUUGUGGCGGUGAUUCUGAUGUAUUAAAAGCGUUCCGUGUUCCUUUCUACUGGCUCACACCCUGGAUUGAAAAGUCUUCCUUGUGGUAGUUAUAUGUAGUUUCAAACAUGAAUAAACUUUGCUUUCCUGAUUAAACCUA